GUUCAAAAUGUUUGCAUCCAGUCCGUUUCUACACUCCUCCCAUCCUUGUUUUCCUUCCAGCCUUGUCACUUUUCUUUUCGUAUAGUCUAUCCUUUUGCAUUUGGUUCAAAUCGAGGGCAGGCCCUUCAUUGUAUUCUUUCCUCCAACUGCCCUCAGAGUUCAACUUGACAGGCCUGUGCCCUUGGGCCUGAUCUACACUCAUCCCUUUCACUUCGUCAUUAGCAUUGUUUUGAGUCGCCGGUCAACAUCUGCAAUCAAUAUGCUUCAAGCCCACCACUUUCUCUUCGUCGUUCUUUUCUUGACAACUGCCUUUGCGACUCCCAUUCAAAUAAAACAGAAACGCUCCUUCAAAGUCCCUCGGAUACAACAACAUAACUACAGACCAAAUGGCAGAGCUGCAUACCGAAGGGCAUUAUUCAAAUUUGGAUUUGGCGAUAUCGAGUUCUUACCUGGUGGAGAGGUGGCCACGAGAAUCAAGGCAGCAACUGAGGCUCAGCUUGAUAGCACGGCAAGUGAGGACGGCGAGACAAGCGCCUCGCCCACGCAGAAUGACGCUCAAUUCCUGUCUCCGGUGAAUGUUGGGGGACAGACUCUGGUCAUGAACUUUGACAGCGGCUCGUCAGACACAUGGGUCUUCAACACCAAUCUCCCUGCCAGUGCUCAACAAGGCCACACGAUCUACGAUCCCAACCAAUCGCCCACUUUCCAAAACACGCUGCAGGGUAGUACCUUCAACGUCUCCUAUGGCGAUGGUUCCUCUGCCUCCGGCCCCGUGGGUGUUGAUGAAGUCGACAUUGGCGGCGCCACCGUAUCUGCUCAAGCAAUCGGCCUUCCGGACAACGUAGCCGACAGUUUCGUGACAGACUCUGCGUCAAACGGCCUUGUCGGUCUUGCCUUUUCCCAACUCAACACCAUUCAACCCACUCAGCAAAAGACAUUCUUCGACAAUGUCCUCCCAGACCUGACGCUCCCCGUAUUUACUGCGCAACUGAAAUCUGGCGCCGUAGGUGCCUACGAGUUUGGCAACAUCGACACAUCAGCGUUCAGCGGCCAGUUGGCCACCGCGCCCGUCGACUCGUCGCGUGGGUUUUGGGAAGUCGACUCCACGAGCGCCGCCGUGCAAGGUCAGACCGUGGACAUUUCCGGCGGCACGGCGAUUCUCGACACGGGCACCUCGCUGAUGCUCGUGCCUGAUGAAAUGCUCACCGCAUACUGGGGCACCGUGGACGGGGCGCAGGUCUCGCAGGACGCGGGCGGCAUCAUCUUUCCAUGCAACACAUCCUUGCCGGAUCUGCAGGUGGCCAUCGGAAACCACAUGGCCACGGUCCAGGGGGACGGGAUGAACUUUGCGAACGUGGGCGCGGACACGGAGACGGGGGAGCAGUUCUGCUUCGGCGGUCUUCAGUCCAACCAGGGCCUCCCCUUCGCCAUCUACGGCGACGUCUUCUUCAAGUCCCAGUUCGUCGUCUUCGACGGCUCGACGCCUUCCAUCAGCGUCGCCCCGCACUCUUAGCGGCAAACCGAGCCGGACAGAGACGGUCGUUGCAUGUAGCGUUGCCGGUUUUUAAAAAGUGCGAGUGGGUGGUGCAUGGGGUACUCAGGGCGGGAUUUGUGGACGAGGGCAAACCUUUCACGCCGGGCAAUCUCUCGCUUCGUAUUCCCUGCACUGUGUUGGCAUUGCAUUACGGGACAAAAGGCAUGGGUAUAUGUGGGCGUAACACAAACGAUAGCAUAGCGAUAUCCGUCGAAAAGGGGGGAACAUAUGCGUAUGACCGGAAAUGGGAUUGACCAACAAAUGAAGACACAUAGAUCGAUGAUACCCCCUUCAGAAUUCAUUCUGUUGCGUUCUUCUCCAACGAAGACGAAGAAAAGCACCAUUUUGGUCGAGUGGCUUUCCAUGUUGUUCUGUUUUGAGUGACACAUCAAUACAUGUAUGAACAAGGAAGAUCUUUCGC
Molecule: messenger RNA, 1955 nt
Organism: Cladophialophora immunda
Lineage: Eukaryota; Fungi; Ascomycota; Eurotiomycetes; Chaetothyriales; Herpotrichiellaceae
Exons: 3
Coding region: 260-1513 (417 amino acids)
Biological process (GO): proteolysis
Molecular function (GO): aspartic-type endopeptidase activity
Source: RefSeq, a predicted model, not a curated record